CGGGAAUACGCAGGAAUAAGUUAUGUCAGCAGCACAGGCAAGGCCAGUUGUAUCUUAAAAGAGCAGCUGCAUAUAUUCUGAAAGAGUUGCUAUGUCUGUGCAGAAGUGACGUUCCAGGAUUAUUACUGUGGAACAUUUUAAUCAUCACCUCAAGGUUUCUGGAAUCAAAUGAACCAGUUGUGAUGCAUAUUCAGAAGAAAACACAAGGUAUCCUGAAUGAUCUUCCAUGACAGAGUUGGAAACCAGAAGAAGGACGUAUGGUGUUUAACGUCCCAGCCAGAGCAGAUCACCAGAUGAUUUAAAACAUGAGCAAGUUUGCCUGUCUGAAAUACUUGGCUUUGGCCGCAGCACUAUUUGGUGCAACAGUUGACGCUCAAGAUUCAUCCACUUUAUCUCCUACAAGUGAGAAUCAAUCUUCACUCACAACCACCAGCACGGCUCAAACAUCAGUGACGACUUCAAAAGCAACAGGUUCAAGUCAUUCGUCACUCUCGCUCACCAGCACGGCUCCACCAUCAGUGACUACUUCAUUCACCAAUGCUUUAAAUCACUCAACACUCACACCCACUGGCACGGCUCUGUCAUCAGUGACUGCUUUAUCCACAGCGGGUUCAACAGAUAAUUCUUCACUCACAUACUCCAGCACGACUCCAUCAGUGAACACAAUUAGUUCAAAUGGCACAUCACACAGCUAUUCUGACACCAACGCAACAACAGCGACUACUCAGUCACCAGAAAUUCCAACAGGCACAAAUAUCACAGCAAGCACAGACUUCACCCCAACAGUGUCUACUGCAUCCACUCCCAACCAAACUACUCCAGUUAAUUACACAAAGUGUGGGGUUCAUCAGUUUAACUGCAUUGUGGGUAACGUGACAGAUAAAAGUAUCAAACUGACCAUACAAUACAAAAUUGAAACAGAUCUUUCAGUAGUUGUUCUCAAUGAAAACAUCACUCUUGAAGCAAAUCAGAGUAUGAAGGAACAAGUAAUAGCAGGUCUUGAUUUCUGUACUAAUUAUGAACCCUCACUAGAAGUGGAUGACAAAUGCAAUGUAACUUGUGGAAAAAGCAUCAGAACACAUCCAAAGUCCACUUUUGAUUUUAAAAUUAACAAACAAUCACCUAAGUUCUCAGUGGAUGUAACUUCGGAAAUGAAAAAAUGCAGCUUUACAUAUAUUUGGAAUUGUUCAACAGAAAAUAACACUUUAAUAGGAAACGGAACAACAUUCGAGAUUUCAACUCCUUGUGAAAAACAUAAUUGCUCUAUCACAGUCCGUGCUGAUAAUUGGACAACGGUUAUAACUGAACAUCUGAUGGCAGAACGUCAAAAACCUAACAAGCCACAGGUUUUCGAAGGGAAAAUUGAAAGUACGUCCAUUGAAGUGACAUGGACUUUGACAGAUGACGAUUUUAAACACGUCAAUGAGAUUAUCGUAACUGAAAACGCUUCAAAAAACGUGUGUGAAAUGGUUGGAGAACUGAAUACCAUCGGAUCACAUAAUUGUACAGGUCUGAAGCCAAAUAAAAGGUAUACGUUUUAUGUUGAAGCUAAAAACAAUGAUUGCAAUGGAAAUUCUCAACAGAGUGAGCCAGCUAUCAUCACCAACGAAACUAAACCAGGGUGCCCAGAGAAACUUACGAAAAUUGAUUUUUCACUAUCAAGCAAUAAUGCCAUUCACAUUAAGUGUCAGAAACUAACACCUGAUCAGUGGAAUGGAAAGAGUCUUUUAUAUUCCGUCAAAAUAGAAGAUAAAUUCAUCAACAGCAGCAACUGUGAAUUUGAAUUGAAAGACUUGGAUUAUCUGAAAAAAUACAAUAUAAAUGUGCGUGCUUGGAAUGAAGUUUGUUUUGUUGAAUCUGAAUCUCGAAUGAUUACAACUCUAUACAAUGACAAGGCAUUAAUUGGAUUCCUGGCAUUUCUGAUCAUUGCUACUACAAUAGCUCUGGCCAUUGUACUCUACAAAAUAUACAUUUUGCAGAGGAAAUCUUCAAGACAUCCUGAAGAAUCUGUGGAACUUAUUGGACAUGAUGAUGAAAAGCAGCUGCUCAAUGUGGAACCCAUCCCUGCUGAACAACUCAUUGAAGCCUACAGGAGAAAGCAGGCUGAUGAAUCCAGAUUAUUUUUAGCAGAGUUCCAGAGCAUUCCAAGGGUUUUCAGCAAAUAUGCCGUCAAGGAGGCACGUAAAAGCUGUAAUUCGCUCAAGAAUCGAUAUAUUGACAUCCUGCCAUAUGAUUACAACCGUGUUCAACUUUCCCCUGUGUCUGGAGAGCAAGGCUCGGAUUAUAUCAAUGCAAGUUUCAUUGAUGGCUUCAAUGAACCCCGGAAGUACAUUGCUGCCCAAGGACCGAAAGAGGAAACGGCUGAUGAUUUCUGGAAAAUGGUGUGGGAACAGAAAGUAACAAUUGUUGUCAUGGUGACUCGCUGUGAGGAAGGGAAGCGGCCCAAGUGUGCUCAGUAUUGGCCCACCAUGGCUGUGAAGUCCAUGUACUUUGGUGACCUCUCUGUGAGAAUUAGUGAAGAGAAGAAGUGUCCGGACUAUGUUAUACGGAAACUCUUCAUUUCACAGAAGGAAAAAUCUCCAGAGAGAGAAGUGACGCACAUACAAUUCAUCAGCUGGCCAGACCACGGUGUUCCAGAAAAUCCACAUCUUCUUCUCAAGUUGCGUCAGAGAGUUAAUACCUUCAGAAACCUAUUUAGCGGUCCAAUUGUUGUACACUGCAGUGCCGGGGUGGGUCGCACAGGCAGCUACAUUGGAAUUGAUGCCAUGUUGCAGGCCCUUGAGGCUGAAGGGCGAGUGGAUGUCUAUGGUUACAUAGCUCAGCUCCGUCGGCAACGCUGCCUCAUGGUGCAGGUUGAGGCCCAGUACAUUCUUAUACACCAGGCUUUGCUGGAAUACUACCUCUAUGGUGAAACUGAGGUCAACCUGUCUGAACUGCCCAAACACCUCACCGAUUUUAAAAAGAGGGACCCACCUACUGAGCCAUCCCUCCUGGAGGCAGAGUUCCAGAGGAUUCCAUUUUAUACUGGAUGGAAAUCUCAGACAGUGGGAAGACACGGAGAUAACCAAAGCAAAAACCGGUCACUUUCAGUGAUCCCAUAUGAUUACAACAGAAUUUAUGUCAAACUGGAUAGUGACAGAAGCAAGGAGAGUGAAAAUCUAAGUGAUGAUGAAUCGAGCUCUGAUGAGAGUGAUGACGAAGAAUCCACAAAAUACAUCAAUGCUUCCAACAUAGAAGGAUAUUGGCACUCUGAGAUACUGAUUGCCACUCAGAUUCCACUGCCUGAAACUAUUGCUGACUUUUGGUUGAUGGUCUAUCAAAAAAAGGCGCCGCUCAUCGUUUUGUUGGGCAAAUUAAAAGAUGACAAGGAUUGUACACAAUAUUGGGAAGAUGAAAAGAAAACCUAUGAAGAUAUUGAGGUUAGGUUGUCUGACUGCAAUGAACAGCCGGAGUUUAUAGUUCGAGUCUUUGAAAUAAGACAUAUAAAGAAGGAAGCAACUCGGAAAGUGUACCAGUAUCACUUCCACGACUGGGAAGAAUCCGAGCUUCCUGAAAGUCCCGGUAACUUGGUCAACAUGAUGAGGAGCAUCAAGGAAAAACUGUCGAUGUUUAAAGUUGCUGAAAGUGAAUUUCAACCACCCAUCAUCGCACAAUGCAGUGAUGGAGCCAAGCAAACAGGGUUAUUCUUUGCUCUUUGGAACCUACUUGAUAGCGCAGAUAAUGAAAAUGUAAUAGAUGUUCUCCAGACGGUCAAAGCACUGCGCAAGGAGAGACCCGGAAUGCUCCCUACCUUUGAGCAGUACCAAUUCCUCUAUGAUGUUAUUGCUAACACUUACCCUGUGCAGAAUGGGACAUUAAUAUCUGGCAAUGGUCCAUCACACACCUCUGUUGAGGUCAUCUCUGAAAUCCCCUUGGAAAACAAAUCUCAGGAAGAAGUUGUUCCUGAUCCUAUAGAAAAUAAGAAAGAGGCAUCUGCCGAGGAAGACAAAGUGAUGUCUGACAGCAGUAGCAACAACCAACCAACGGAGAAUCCUACUAAUGGACCUAUAACUAGUGAUGAAAAUGUGUGAAAAAACUGUUGUUGUGCAUGAAGUAGUGGUACUAACCGGUAUUUGUGUUAACAAGGGAAAUGCCAGAAUGUGGCCGUUAAUUUUAUUUUUACUUGCAUGAACUUGUUUUAUCACUGGAUGCAUCCAAAAUUUUUGCCAGUGCAGAAAGUUCAAGAAUGGCAAUCUGCUUGAACGUAAGUAUGAAUGUAUUCCCAUGAGGAUAUUAGUUUCCUAAUUUAAAACUUAGUUAAAAUGUUUUCGGUCUUUCAAGUUACACUAGUAACUCCAAAAUAAAGCACAGAGAACCUCUUUUAAAAAAAAGAAUUUUUUAUAUAUAUAAAUAUAUAUAUUUUAUUGUGUGUGUAUUGAAAUGCUAAGUGCUAAUUUUGCUUCAGGAUGUAUUAUUUUUAGCAGUUCAUAUUUUAAAAUAAUGGUAAAUAUGUCAGGUAUUGAGUGUGAAGAAAAUUGGCAGUUAUAUUAAGCUUUGUAAUUUUUAGCUUUUUAUAAUGCAGCCACUUUUCACUUUGCAAAUUAUUUUUAUAGUUGGUUUACCAAGGAAAAGUUCUGCAGUUGAUCUGCUUAAGAAAUGAUGAUGUAUAUAGCUAUAGGAAAUUACUUUACAUCAGAACUCAACUAUUAUUAUGUCGAAGCAAACUGAUUAUUUGUACCAGAUUCAGAAGGUGGCUAAUCAUUUGUAAAUGGAAAUAUCGCAGUUCACUGACAAAAACCAAAAACAUGAUGAAGUCUGGUUGCAGAACUGGCUGCAGAACAAUACAAAAGUUAAUGGUUAAAUCAGUAUUUAAACUAAAAACAGAAACAUCAUUUCAGAUGAGAUAUUUAAGGAACUGUGCAGUAGAGUGGCAGCAUCAGACAAUGUCACUGGAGAUUUGGGGAAAAGGUACAGAAAAUCCCAGUCGGUGAGGUACCAUUUGUGGAAAGAGAAAGGGUAAUGUUUCAGAACUGAGGAAGAGAGAAGCAAGUAAGUCUGGAUAGCAGGGAAGGUGGGGAAGGGCAAUGGGUGGAACAACAGGGAAGAGAAGCACCUUUCACUGGAGAUUUACUGGGUAAUAGUCCAGCCUGCCUGAGAUAAAAUAAAGCUGCAAAAAAUGACUAAUUAUGGAGAUUUGAGAUGUUAUAGCAGCCUUAUCAGAAAUGAAUUCUGAAUCUUUGUUGUAAAUUGUCCUAAGAAGGAAAGGUCUUAGAAUCUACCAAUAUUCCACAUUUCCAUUUAUCGAUGAACAGGAAAAUCAUAUUUUCCAACUAAGGCAAACAAAUAACUUUGGGGGGAAAAAAGUUAAGACGAGCCUUUUACAAAGAGUUAGUUGAUGACAAGUUCAUAGUGAACUUCUAGAAGAUUUGGUGUAGCAAUUCAAUGAAAAUUGCUACUGGUAAUUUUUUUUGCAUUCUUUGCUGUUAGUGGAUGUUGAUAAAGCUGUUUCUAUUGAUUACAUAAGCAGCUUUGUGGCUUCAUGUUAACAUGUUUGUGUUGGAGAGUGAAAUUUCAUCUUUCACCUGGGCUUCAAAAUAUUUGGUGUGAGACUUGAUUUAUUGCAUUCCAAGUAACUCCAACAAUGGCAAGCUGUACAAAGAAGUAUAAUGUCAUUUUUAUAAUGUCAUUCAUGACCUCAAGACAUCCCGAAGUGCUUUGCAGCCAGUUGAGUAAGUUCUAAAUUGAUGAUGACACUGUUUUGAUGUAGGGAAUGCUGCAACCAACUGUAACAAACUAUAAUGUAACAAUGGUUCAUAAUAUAUAUUUUCAAUGGAUUUCUUUAAAAGUUUACAUGUUGGGCAAGACACCUUGGAUUAACUCCCUCAUUCUUCAAAAUGGCGCGCAGGAUGUUUACAUCCACUGAGGAGAGCAGGAGAAGCCUGGUUUAUCCAUUAAAAGUCAAGUUGAUUUCCAUUUUAUAACAGGGUUAUUACAUUGGCGGUUGAGAAAAUGCAUUGCUUCAAAUAAUGGAGGGAUGGUUUCUAGGAAUCUAUUUGGUUUGUUGGGUUCAAAUUGGAUUCUGUACAUUUUACUCGAGUUUGCUAUUUAAUUGUUUUGGAUUUUUUUCAACAGCUUAGUUUUCUAAUGCGUAUUUCUUUAAUUCAGACAUAUUCUUUGUAAAACAACAAAAGAUUUUUGUACUAACAAUGUUCCUGAAUAAAUGAAAUGUCACAUCA
Molecule: messenger RNA, 6215 nt
Organism: Pristis pectinata (smalltooth sawfish)
Lineage: Eukaryota; Metazoa; Chordata; Chondrichthyes; Rhinopristiformes; Pristidae
Gene: ptprc
Product: protein tyrosine phosphatase receptor type C
Exons: 36
Coding region: 306-4070 (1254 amino acids)
Biological process (GO): protein dephosphorylation; negative regulation of protein kinase activity; positive regulation of peptidyl-tyrosine phosphorylation
Molecular function (GO): protein tyrosine phosphatase activity; protein binding
Source: RefSeq, a predicted model, not a curated record